Messenger RNA from Tremella mesenterica DSM 1558, 1245 nucleotides. RefSeq lists its product as uncharacterized. Lineage: Eukaryota; Fungi; Basidiomycota; Tremellomycetes; Tremellales; Tremellaceae. The record is from RefSeq and is a predicted model, not a curated record. The transcript is spliced from 4 exons. The coding region runs from base 1 to 1245 and encodes 414 amino acids.
AUGGGACGACAAGAGGAAUAUCCGUUCCAAGGGCAAUACCUUCCGAUACACCCUCUCAGACGAUUCAAUAUCAACAUGAGUCCGUUCUCUUCUCUCGUACCUUGCGCAGAAGCUGAUCUUAGGUCUGAAUCUGGUAUGACAAUGACGAUCAAACUUGAGAAUUCCCGGAUUCAAUUGGAAAUCCGUCAAGGAGCAAUUACGUUGUUAAACCGAUGUUUUGGGCUCUUGCGGACAUUGAAUGUAGGACAGUACAAACCCAAGAUCGUACAUGAUGCCAUGGACGCUUUGUUGAGGUAUGAUUGGCCAUCCGGGCAGAAAGUUACAUCACCGAUGCAAGAAAGAGUUCAGAUACGUUUUCCUACUAAAGAAGAACGCAAUAGGUUUCUUCAUUUAGCCCAACCAUACUUUUCCAUAUCUACCCCCGCAACGUCGGGUCGACAAGAGAAACCAGGGGUUGUCAAGUCGAUCUCAGAUUCACAACCUAACAAACGACUCAACCCUAAGUCGUAUAAUCAAUCAAGUACACAAAGCCUGCAACAGAGUCGAACUCAAACCCAAUCUCCAUCUCAAGUGCAAACUCAAUCCCAAUCUCAAGUGCAAAGUCAGAGUCAAGCGCACAUUCAAGGUCAAAGUCAAGAUCAUACUCACGCAGAAAGUCAAACAUGGAGUCAACUUCAAAGUCAAGCUCAAAGCCAACUUUCCUCGUCUACCUUACCUACUUACUCCUCUCCACCCAUCCGCCCGCCUCAUCCCAGUCAGACUCAAAUUUGGCGAGGACAACCGUGGGUUUCUCAAGAAAUACCUCCUCCGCCGAUGUAUCAAACCGGACCACACUCGCGAUAUCCAACUCAACCACCUUAUUCUUCUGACCCGUACUCGUACUCACAUCUUACUCAUUUUCCACCCUUUCCUUAUCUCUACCCUCAUGCGCCUGCCCCAUACCUUCCUCCACAUCCCAACAAUGCAAAUUAUCUUACUGAAAGGUCUGAACUUACAGUGACUCAACCCAAUGGUCCGAACCAGUCGUGCAGGCGUGAAGAAACGAGGAAUGACCAUACUGACAGACCGACUCUCCAAGGUAAUGUUGCGACUGUCGGAGAGGAGGUACAACAGAUAGAAGAGAGUCAAGAGGGGACAGAAAGAAGGAUUUACGACCUUGAUCAAGCAAAACUUGAGCAGCUGGUGCUGGAUGUCAUUCUGGAGAGAGGGUUUGAAGAAUUGGUAUCUAUCUCGUUCUACUUCUGA